AUGGUGCAACUGAAGGCUCAGAUGCUGCUGUGGAAGGGGAGGUUACAGGUGACUGCUCACCUGUCUAUUCCAGGUCGCCCAUCACUGCCAGUUCACCAGCCCUACUGCCUUACACAGCAGACGAGGAUCCCUCCCUCUGCCGUGCAUUUGAUUGUGAUCCGCAAUGGACAAACACCAAGCAGUGCCCUUCUACUGGCAGCUCUGGAUGAAUGGGCGAAGAUUCAGAAAGACCCUGCUGCUGCUGCCGCCAAGAAAGCCGGCAACUCCACUGCAGCAGCUGCCAAUACUGGCACUGCGAGCAGUGACUCCACCACAGAAAGCGGUAACACCAUUAUCCCAUCAAACACCACGUCAGGCUCACGCCCAGGCUCAUCAUGUAGGAGUGGGAAAUGGUCGGAGAGGAGAGGAGAUGCUGGGGGGGCUGAUAGUGGUAACAUGUCAGAGCAGGGAGGGGGGAAGGGAUCGGAGAAGGGAGGGGAGAAUGGGAGGGAGAAGGGAGGGGAGAAGGGAGGGGAGAAGACAGGGGAGGCUGCCAAUGGGGAGAAGCAAGGGAGGGAAACGAGUGGGGUGAAGAGGGAGACAGAGAAAGAGAAGAAGGCAAGAGAGUGGGAGGAGCGAAAGCAGCUUGCGAAGGGCAGAGCUAGGGAAAAUGAGGAGGCUGCACAGAAGAGAAAGCGGGAGGAAGAGAAGAGAAAGGCGAAGGAGGCCGAGGAGAAGGCGAAAAGGGAGGAAGCUGAGAAGGUGAGGAGAGAGGCAGUAAAGGGAAAGGGGAAGGACAAGUGGAAAGGCAAAGGGGGGAGCAGAAAAUCACCCAAGCCACCGAAGAAAUCAGGGGCAAGAAGGCCCAGGAAAAACCUUCGGUGA
Messenger RNA from Closterium sp. NIES-65, 864 nucleotides. The record is from the annotation of a GenBank genome assembly. NCBI's taxonomy places the organism in Eukaryota, Viridiplantae, Streptophyta, Zygnematophyceae, Desmidiales, Closteriaceae.